AUGCUGCCCCCGUUCGACUACUUCACAUACCGCCGCCUACGGAACCAAAAGCAAGCGGAGCGCGCCGUCCGCUUCUCCUCGCUGCCCUUCGUUUACAGACAAGCCAUCAACGCAGCCGACAAGAAGAUAAUCGACCAGCGGAUCGAGGAGCUCGUCCAAGAUGUCCAGACCAAGAGUGUCUCGGCCCUAGAUGUGCUCCACACGUACGGAAAGGUCGCUGUGCGAGCCCAGGAACGGACCAACUGCAUUACGGAGCUGUUGCUUCCUGAGGCGGAGUCCUGGUUGAAGGUGGAUAUCAACUUGAAGGGCCCUCUUGCUGGAAUCCCUGUCUCGCUGAAGGAUUCUGUUCAUGUGAAGGGCUUUGAUUCUACCCUUGGGUACUCGGCGCUAGCGAACCAGCCUGCUGCGGAGGAUGGGCCGAUGACACGAUUGCUCAAAGAUGCCGGUAAGAACAAACAGAUGCGCUUACUCCAUGAAUUAAAGAUAGGAGCUGUUCCAUAUGCAAAGACCGCACUGCCCAUCACAUUGCUUUCUUUUGAGUCGGCAAACGGACUGUGGGGCCAUUGUCUGAACCCCCAUGUUCCUGGAUACUCCCCCGGUGGCUCGACAGGUGGUGAGGGCGCACUCCUAGCCCAGGGUGGCCGUAUCGGUAUUGGCUCGGAUGUCGCUGGCUCAGUGCGUGUGCCUGCUGCAUGGAGUGGCAUCUACUCACUCCGUUGCAGUACCGGUCGCUGGCCCAAGGCCGGCGUGAGCACCAGCAUGCCAGGCCAGGAAGGCAUUCCCAGUGUUUUCAGCCCUAUGGCUCGCACAUUGAACGAUCUCACCUACUUUACCCAGGCUAUCAUUGGCAUGCAGCCCUGGAAAUAUGACCACUCAGUGCACCCCAUUUCGUGGCGCAGAGAUCUCGAGACGGAAGCGCAGAACAAGCCCCUUCGCAUCGGUGUGAUGAGCAACGACGGCGUCGUCCCUCCCACCCCAGCCAUUGAACGAGCCCUCGAAACCACCAUCUCCGCCCUAACCUCAGCCGGCCACACCGUUUCAGAAAUUACCUUCCCACCAACCGCCGACCCCCUAACCGGCCUGAAUCUCGCCUCACAACUCCUCAACUCCGACGGCUGCCACCACUUCGAGUCCAAACUGCACAGCUUCGAACCCUCCGACCCAGGCGCGAACCAACUAAGCCGAAUCGCACACCUCCCUCGCGCUCUGCGCUACCUCUACUACCUCUACGUGCGAUACAUCAAACGCGACACCGUCCUCGCAACCCUAAUCCGCAACUUCGGCCCCAAAACCUCCGCCCAGCUCUGGACCCUAACCGCGCAGCGCGAAUCCUUCCGCGCAACCUGGCACAAAUGGUGGGACGCAGAACCCCAACAAUACGACUUCAUCCUGUGUCCCGCAAACGCAACACCCGCCCUCCCGCACAAAGCCAUGCACGACGCCGUCUCCUCGUGCGGCUACACCUUCCUCUGGAACUUGCUCGAUUACUCCGCUGGCGUCAUUCCCGUCGGCCAUGUCAACGCUGUCCGUGAUGCGCUCGCCGCACCGUAUAGGACAGCUCUGAAGAGGCUGGGUGCGGAUAAUUCGGUCGCUCGCGGCGCGUGGAAGCAUUAUGACUCGGCUAAGAUGGCGGGUCUGCCGACUGCUGUGCAGAUUGUUGGACGCAGGUGGCAGGAGGAACAGGUGCUUGGCUACAUGGCUGUUGUUGAGAAGGCGUUGGAGGAGUUUGUGGACCCGAAGAGUGGGGAGGGUGGGAAGUAUACUUUGCUGGACAUUGAUUAG
Messenger RNA from Penicillium argentinense, 1782 nucleotides. Its product is annotated as putative acetamidase. The coding region runs from base 1 to 1782 and encodes 593 amino acids. The transcript has 4 exons. The record is from RefSeq and is a predicted model, not a curated record. Lineage: Eukaryota; Fungi; Ascomycota; Eurotiomycetes; Eurotiales; Aspergillaceae.